Kogia breviceps (pygmy sperm whale) is the source of this 461-nucleotide messenger RNA. RefSeq names its product C-X9-C motif containing 4 (gene CMC4). The record is from RefSeq and is a predicted model, not a curated record. NCBI's taxonomy places the organism in Eukaryota, Metazoa, Chordata, Mammalia, Artiodactyla, Physeteridae. Gene Ontology annotation, cellular component: mitochondrial intermembrane space.
UUGUAGCCUCGCUGCUCUCGAGGCGGAUAAUUAGCCCAAGAAACACUAUAUUCAUUUUUCUGGAUAUGCCGCAGAAGGAUCCGUGCCAGAAACAAGCCUGUGAAAUACAGAAAUGUUUACAAGCCAACAACUACAUGGAAUCUAAGUGUCAGGCUGUCAUCCAAGAACUGCGUAAGUGUUGUGCUCGAUAUCCCAAGGGAAGAUCUCGCGUCUGUUCAGGAUUUGAGAAAGAAGAAGAAGAAAAGCUGACGCUGAAGCCCACAUGACAGUAAAGUUCUGCUGAGAAGCAAACUGCUGCCCCACAUUUCCACCACGCGGGUUUUAUCUAUCCUCCUGACUCUUUCUUCAGGCCAGGUAGCAGCAAAUAUCAAAUGAAAAAGUCAACUAUAAAAGUUAACAUGCCAUCUAUGCAGAACAAAUAUAAAUAUAUUAAACAAAUAAGUAGAAUGUGAUAAAACUGA